This is a messenger RNA of Solanum verrucosum, 4567 nucleotides long. RefSeq names its product pre-mRNA-splicing factor ATP-dependent RNA helicase DEAH7. Gene Ontology annotation, cellular component: spliceosomal complex; intracellular anatomical structure. Bases 275 to 4135 code for a protein of 1286 amino acids. Gene Ontology annotation, molecular function: ATP binding; RNA binding. The transcript is spliced from 17 exons. The record is from RefSeq and is a predicted model, not a curated record. Lineage: Eukaryota; Viridiplantae; Streptophyta; Magnoliopsida; Solanales; Solanaceae. Gene Ontology annotation, biological process: mRNA splicing, via spliceosome.
UUUUAUCUCUUCCCAUGUAUGUAUGUAUCUUCUUCAUCUUUUGGGUUGAUCUCGACUUGUGUUUCUUCGUUUAACCUGCCGAUUUUAUCUCUUUUCUGUGCGAUUUGCCGUCUUCGUUUGAACUAAAUUUGGGGCUUUUUGGUUCUUUCGGGGAUUUGUAACUUUGAGGUUUUGCGGUCUAAAAUCACUGCUUUGAUUGCUAUAGGGUUGAACUGCCCUUGCAGUGAGUGCAAGUUUAUCUUAUUAAGAGUUGCUACUCCUCCUCAAAGGGAACAUGCAGAAAGGAGAUGCUGGACCAAUUGAUCUGGACAAGACAACAACGACAUUGGAACCUGAUAAGACGAGCAGUGGGGGUCUUUUUGUUCCUGGGAAAGAGAGAGUAGUUUUUAAACCUUCAGAACGGAAAUCACUUCUAGGGCUUGAUGCCUUGGCGAUUGCUAAAAGGGGAGGGGCUACUGUAGAGAGUGAAUUUAAAGUUCCAAGGGAGAAACUUGCUUCAUUUGCGUCAUCUUUAGAUGAGGAUGAAGAGUCAUCUGCUGCUUCUGGAAUUGAUGAGUUGGGACAUACUGCAUCUAAUGUUUCACGGAAUAAUGUACAGAGGAGGUAUCGUGAAUCUUAUGCUAGUGAGACAUCUGUUUCAGGUAGUGCAGUAACCUAUGAACGGGAAGAUGCUGAGACAGUCGUGAGGCCUCCUCACUUGAAUGAGAACACAGAGGUUCCGGCUGCAUCUUCUGGGAGUUUACGUUCUAUGAUAUCUAGGGGCGAGUCAGUUGACCGUGAAAGAGAUGGAAGUAAAUACAGGGAUAAUUACAGAAGUGAAAGCAGGGAAGGGAGAAGGAGAGAUAGAAGAACCAGCAGGGAAGAGCACCACUAUAGGGAUUCAUCACGUGGUUAUGAAAGAGAAUAUGAUGGGGAUGACGGAAGAAAAAGAAGUAGAUAUGAUGGUUUCAGGAGGACUCCUGGAAGAUCGGAAUGGGAUGAUGGUAGAUGGGAGUGGCAAGAUACCCCUCGUCGUGAAAGUCGUUCCAGUAGUAGUAGCAGGCGUUAUGAGCCUUCACCAUCACCAAAGUUUCUUGGUGCUUCACCUGAUUCUCGACUUGUUUCCCCAUGGCUCGGGGAUCAUACUCCUCAUUCUGCUGGAUCUGCUUCUCCGUGGGACAGUGUGGCUCCUUCUCCAACUCCAAUAAGGGCAUCUGGGUCAUCUGUAAGAUCUUCAAGUUCCAGAUAUGGUGCAAAAUCCAGUUUGAUUAUGUCUUCUACAGGAGGUGCUCUGUCUGAGGACGGAGGAGAUGACACAAAUGGUGCCUCUGAAGAUCAGAAUGAAGAGAUUACUGAAAGUAUGCGUUUAGAGAUGGAGUAUAAUUCAGAUCGUGCCUGGUAUGACCGCGAAGAAGGUAGUACAGUGUUUGAGGGGGAUGGUUCAUCAGCAUUUCUAGGUGAUGAGGCAUCUUUCCAGAAGAAAGAGGUGGAAUUGGCCAAAAAACUGGUUCGUAGAGAUGGAAGCAAGAUGUCACUUGCUCAAAGUAAAAGGUUAUCACAGCUCACUGCAGACAAUGCUCAAUGGGAGGACCGCCAGCUUUUGAGAUCUGGAGCUGUUAGAGGUACCGAGGUGCAGACAGAGUUUGAUGAUGAGGAUGAACGGAAGGUUAUUCUUCUUGUUCACGAUACAAAGCCUCCCUUUUUGGAUGGAAGAAUUGUUUUCACCAAGCAAGCUGAGCCGAUAAUGCCAAUAAAGGACCCAACGUCAGAUAUGGCCAUAAUUUCACGUAAAGGUUCAGCUCUAGUUCGGGAAAUACGUGAAAAACAAAACAUGCACAAGUCUCGUCAAAGAUUUUGGGAGCUGGCUGGUUCAAAACUCGGAGAUAUCCUUGGUGUGGAGAAGAGUGCAGAGCAGGUUGAUGCGGAUACUGCUACAGUGGGCGAGGAUGGUGAGGUGGAUUUUAAAGGAGAAGCUAGAUUCUCACAGCACUUAAAGAAAGGGGAAGCUGUCAGUGAUUUUGCAUUAUCAAAAACACUUUCACAGCAAAGGCAGUAUCUGCCCAUCUUCUCUGUGCGAGAUGAUUUAUUGCAGGUGGUUCGCGAAAACCAGGUGGUGGUUGUUGUUGGAGAAACUGGUUCUGGAAAGACAACACAGCUAACUCAGUACCUUCAUGAAGAUGGCUAUACAAGUAAUGGGAUUGUUGGUUGCACCCAACCCAGGCGUGUGGCAGCCAUGAGUGUUGCAAAAAGAGUCAGUGAAGAAAUGGAAACUGAGCUUGGUGAUAAAGUUGGAUAUGCCAUUCGUUUUGAAGAUGUCACUGGGCCAAGUACUGUUAUCAAGUACAUGACUGAUGGUGUUCUUCUAAGGGAAACACUCAAAGAUCCUGAUCUUGAAAAAUAUCGUGUAAUUGUAAUGGAUGAGGCCCAUGAGAGAUCACUUAACACUGAUGUCCUUUUUGGCAUUCUUAAGAAGGUUGUGGCUAGGCGACGUGAUUUUAAGCUUAUUGUCACUUCUGCCACUCUGAAUGCCCAGAAGUUCUCUAACUUUUUUGGGAGCGUACCAAUAUUUCACAUACCUGGAAGAACCUUUCCAGUUAAUAAAUUGUAUAGUAAAACCCCAUGCGAAGAUUAUGUCGAAGCUGCAGUUAAGCAAGCCAUGACCAUCCAUAUUACUAGUGCACCGGGUGAUAUACUCAUCUUCAUGACUGGUCAGGAUGAGAUUGAAGCUACCUGUUAUGCACUUUCAGAGCGCAUGGAACAGCUUACCUCGUCAGCAAAGCAAGCAGUGCCCAAUCUAUUGAUUCUUCCUAUAUACUCUCAACUGCCCGCUGAUUUGCAAGCAAAAAUAUUCCAGAAAGCUGAAGACGGGGCUCGAAAAUGCAUUGUUGCUACUAAUAUUGCUGAAACAUCCUUGACUGUCGAUGGAAUUUACUACGUCAUUGAUACAGGCUAUGGUAAAAUGAAGGUGUACAAUCCUCGUAUGGGUAUGGAUGCUCUGCAAGUGUUCCCUAUUAGUCGAGCUGCAGCUGACCAGCGUGCUGGUCGAGCUGGUAGAACUGGCCCAGGAACUUGUUACCGGCUUUAUACUGAGAAUGCGUAUGAGAAUGAAAUGCUGCAAAGCCCCGUGCCAGAGAUUCAACGGACAAAUCUUGGGAAUGUGGUUUUGCUGCUCAAGUCUCUCAAAAUUCAGAACCUGUUGGAUUUUGAUUUUAUGGACCCACCUCCUCAGGAUAACAUCCUUAACUCCAUGUAUCAGUUGUGGGUAUUAGGUGCACUUAACAAUGUUGGGGAUUUAACAAGCCUUGGCUGGAAAAUGGUGGAGUUCCCAUUGGAUCCUCCCCUUGCCAAAAUGCUCUUGAUGGGAGAACAACUAGACUGCUUAAAUGAGGUUCUGACUAUUGUUUCUAUGCUUUCAGUGCCUUCAGUUUUCUUUAGACCCAAGGAUAGGGCUGAGGAAAGUGAUGCCGCUAGGGAAAAGUUUUUUGUGCCAGAAUCUGAUCACCUUACACUGCUUAAUGUUUACCAGCAAUGGAAAGCUAAUCAAUACAGGGGGGACUGGUGUAAUGACCACUUUUUACAGGUCAAAGGUCUGCGCAAGGCUAGGGAAGUAAGGUCUCAAUUGCUGGAUAUCCUCAAGACACUUAAAAUUCCACUCACUUCCUGUGGUCCUGAUUGGGAUGUUGUAAGGAAAGCCAUCUGCUCUGCCUACUUCCAUAAUGCAGCUAGGCUGAAAGGAGUUGGGGAAUAUGUUAAUUGCAGGAAUGGAAUGCCUUGCCACCUUCAUCCCACUAGUGCUCUCUAUGGAUUGGGUUACACUCCUGAUAACGUGGUUUAUCAUGAGCUUAUCUUGACAUCAAAGGAGUACAUGCAGUGUGUGACAGCUGUGGAGCCUCACUGGUUGGCUGAACUGGGGCCCAUGUUUUUCUCCGUGAAAGAUUCUGAUACAUCAAUGCUGGAACAUAAAAAGAAACAGAAAGAGGAGAAAACUGCCAUGGAGGAAGAAAUGGAGAAGUUGCGUACAGUACAGGCUGAAGCUGAGAGACGAAACAAGGAGAAGGAGAAGGAAAAGAGAGCAAAAGAACUGCAACAGGUUUCUAUGCCUGGUUUGAAGAAAGGCUCGACUACUUAUUUACGACCUAAGAGGCUCGGUCUGUAAAUUACAUUUUUUGCUGUAGUUGCUAGAUAUGGUGUGAUGACUCUUGUCCCAGUGCAAAAACCACGUACAAUUCUCAGCCCAUCUCUUAGUCAUCCUCAAAUUAAUUUAGUGGAAGGAGAUUCAGAGAACUAAAAAAUUCAAAAGAAAGUUUACAGUCAACAAAUGCAUGCACAAGCUGAAAGUUUACAGUCAACAAAUGCAUGCACAAGCUCCUUCAUAUAGCAAUUAUCUUUACCUCUUGCAACCCUGAAUUUGACGAGCUUGUAUAAGUUUCUUGAUAUAACAGUUACAUUUGCUCCUUUUGAUCAUUUGAACGUUUGGGUUUUAACUACUUUUGGCAGCAUUCAGAUUUGCAGAUUUGCAGAUUUGCUACUAUUGUUGUGUUACAUUAUCUUCUUAUCUGGAGUGAUAUAGAAAGGAUAAUCUACAAUC